Molecule: messenger RNA, 886 nt
Organism: Lolium perenne
Lineage: Eukaryota; Viridiplantae; Streptophyta; Magnoliopsida; Poales; Poaceae
Product: protein DMP2
Biological process (GO): endomembrane system organization
Source: RefSeq, a predicted model, not a curated record
AGCUAGCUGGCUUCAUAGAGGAUCGAGUAUAUCAGCUAAUGGAAGAAGGAGCACCAGCGUCCACAAGCCAGACGACAGAGGCAGCACCGGCGAGCACCCCGGCUACAGCGGGCAGCAUGGCGAACACGGCGUUUAAGAGCCUUGGCGACGUGCUCAUGGUGCUGCCGACGUCCACGGUUAUCGUGUACGAGGUGCUGAACCCGAUCGUGACCAACACCGGCGUGUGCAGCGUGGCGAACAAGGUUGUCACGGCGGUGCUCCUCUCGCUCUGCGCCUUCUCGUGCGCCUUCUCGGCCUUCACCGACAGCUACAUCGGCGCCGACGGCAAGGUCAGGUAUGGCAUCGCGACGGUCAGGGGUCUCGUGCCGAUCAGCGGCGGCGACGACACUGACGGCGAGGGGAGGGACUUCUCCAAGUACAGGCUGCGGCUUGCAGACUUCGCGCACGCCCUCUUCUCGGUGAUAGUGUUCGCGGCCGUGGCGCUGCUGGCCGACGCCAACACAGUGGCGUGCUUCUACCCACGGCUCAUGGCGCAGCAGAAGGCGCUGGUCACGGCGCUGCCCGUCGUCAUCGGCGCCCUCGCCAGCGGGUUCUUCGUCGUCUUCCCCUCCACGCGCCACGGGAUCGGGUACCCGCCGAUGAAGCCUGCCGCAACCGCGCUGGCGUCGCAGUAGCUAGGCCGGUGGUGACCUCGAUGGCGAUGCGCUGCCGUGCCGUGUGGUAUGUUUGUCUGUGUUUUGUACAGCGCGUGCACCUGUGCGUGUAAAUGUGCCGUUCGAUCUGCUUGCAUCUGUUAUGGAUUUGUUGUCAAUAUUUUCUGGAUGAAUAGUUGAUCUUUGUUGACUUUGUUUGAUUGGUAUCGUGAUGUUCAAUUCUUCAUGUCAAA